UUGCCAAGUGUUGCAUAGAAAGAAGAAGAAGGGAAGAGGAAAAAAAACAGUUAAUUUAGUUUUAUUAGAAUGGAUAGUAAAGAUCAGCUCGCCUCGGAACAGUUGAUACUGUUGUCGUCAGACGACGAAAAUGACGACGACGUGGUGAUCGACUAUCUGAGCUCCAGUAAUCCGCUCAUCCCAACGCCGGUGCUGCCGGGUUUUCCAAAAUGCAAUGAUUCCCCAGCGUCGAAGGAUCCGACGCUGGCAUCCGUAGUCAACCAGUCAUUCCAGCAGCAAAGUCUAAACAACGUUCACAAUUACCACCACAACAACAACAACAGUAACAGCAGCAUCAUUGAGAAGUGCAAUAACCGAGGCAAGCUCAGCGAUAUCGUCAUCGACACGGCAGCUGCCAACAACAGUGACUGCGGCCAACUGCUGCAGCAUCCGACAACAACGACGACGACCGGGAGCAACAGUAGUGUUGCCGCAAGCAACAAAGACAGCAGCACCAACAGUAACCAUCACGUCAACAUGGUGCCAAUCAUCAGCGUGACUCCGCACAGUCCGGGUGCUAAGUACAACUUUCUCGAGGAAACCUUAAACCACUUACAAUGCAUUCGGGAAAGCGUAGUUCAAAUGAAGAACUCCACCAUCCAGAAUACCAAUUUUGGUGGUGCCGGCUUCAUUGGGGCAUCGCAACUAUCCUCGUCAAAGUUGUUCUCAUCCUGUCCAUCGCUACCGGAUCUGACGAUCGCCAACUCGGGCAAUGUUUGGCCCCACCAGCACAUGUACGGUUUGAACACCGACCGACGAAAGUCCUGGACAGCGAUCGAGGAUCUAACGGAGUGUGCGAAGUCUUCCCACAAGAGUAUUAGUCUAUCGAGCUUGGACAGUGAAGAGCAGGAAUCACUGAGAGCUGCCGAACGGUUGCACAACCGUACCAGUCGUAACAGUACUGGGGGAAUAUCGACGCACUCACUAAACGAGGCCGAACUAGCGCGCGACUUUGAGAAAAUCGUCGCCAAACGAAACCUGGCCCCCGCGGUAUGUCGAAUUCCACUGCAGAAAAGUAUCUCGACACCAUCGAUAGCACCUGUCCGUAAUCAAACUGCAAAGGAGGAUACCGCCACACCUUCGAGGCAUCUUUCCGACAGUGAAGAUGAAACCCAUGACGAUCGGUCUUUGCUCUGUGUGAGAGACAAAACCGAGGGCUACACGGACCUACCGGAAAAGCGCAGGAAACGAGGAUCGCUAUUUUUCCGCAAGAAAAAAGACAAGGCCAAAACCAAGGGACAAAAUUCCACCUGCGAUGCGUGUGGCGCAGUCAUCAAUUUGGCUACCUACAAAGAGCAUGCCGUCGAGUGCAAAGCGAAAAUUGCCAAGAAAUAUUUCCAAGUGCAACCCAAAUCCAGUUCAAACAAGAAGAACUCAACCAACAGUGAAAAAAGCGGCAAGAAAAUGACUGGAUGCUACUCUCCGUGGAGAUUGGUCGCUAACAAAUUAGGCGUGGUUUCCACUCACGCUAGCCACAGUUCUUCGCAUCAUGAUGAUCAAGGUAGAGACUAUUACGAUGGCAACAUACAAAAUGACAACUCAAACUACUCGGAUGACACACCGUUGAUACGGGACGAAUUUCUACAUGAAGCGCCGAUCGGUCCACAUGACCUUGGUGCGGAACCCAUUCUAGGUGUGGCCAUCGAUGAGCCCGACUCGUGGAGUCCUAGUGUACCAAAGGAGAUUGUGAAGUCGCUUAAAGAUAAACAGCAGGUGAAACGCCAGGAACACAUCUACGAGUUCAUUAUGACGGAGAAACAUCACUGUGAAACGCUACUAGUCAUGCAAAAGGUUUUUGUCGAGAGCCUCCAGAAGCACUUUAGUCAUCUAAACCUGGAACGAAUGUUUCCACGGUUGCUCGACCUUACCGAGCUGCACACGGGCUUCCUAAAGAAGCUUCGGCUAAAGCAGCGCGAGCGGCACGUCGUGGAUAGCAUUGCUGACAUUCUGUUGGAUUUCUUCUCGGCUAUGUCAGCGCAGAAGCUCAAGUCCGCCUAUGGCGAGUUCUGCUCUAACCAUCGAUCCGCACUGAGCACGUUUAAGUGCUACAUGACCGGGGACAAUACGUUCGCUGAAUGGUACAAACACUGUCAGCAGAAUCCUCUGCUCAAAAAGAAGGGCAUUCCAGAAUGUAUACUGUUUGUGACCCAGCGGCUAACCAAGUAUCCCUUGCUGAUUGACCCAUUGCUCAAGAGUUCCCGGGAGGAUAGGAUCGAACAGGAGAAGCUGCAGAAGGCAAUGCAGCUGGUCAAGGAGAUUCUUGUCGAUGUGGAUGCACGGGUAGCGGACAAAGAGAAAGAGGAUCGUCAAUUAGAAAUUUUCAAACGAAUCGACGCCAAGUCAUAUGCAAUUUUUAAGAAAGAUAAGUUCAAAAAGUCCGAUAUUAUCUCCAGUAAUAGAAAGCUAAAAUUCGAAGGUAUUGCGACGCUGAUGCAGGGCAGAUCCAAAAUGCAAACGGUUCUGGUAGUUGUCCUGUCCGACUGUCUAUUCUUCCUUUUGGAAAACUCUCACAAAUACUCGUUUUUCACUCCUGAAAAUAAGGCUGGAGUGGUUUCUCUGCAGAAGCUUCUGAUCCGAGAAAAAGCUGGCACCGAAUCUAGGGGCAUUUACAUCAUUUCUUCCAACCCGGCAUACCCGGAGAUGUUUGAGCUGAAGGUUCAGAGUCCCAAAGAUAAAAAUGUUUGGAUUCAAUCAAUUAGAGCUGCCGUUCUCGAUUGCCCAUCGGACGAAUCCGAGGCUGAGGAUUACAUGACUGCCGAACAACGCCAAAAAUUAAUAGAUGCUAAGCAAGCCAACAUUCGAGAGAUUAUCUCGAUGGGAACAACCGAACUCGAAGGUAAAAUGAGGCAAAAAGACUUCGAACAGGCGAUCCUGCUAGAGGAAAAGAUCGCUCUGCAGCUGAGCCUGCUGCUGGACAACGAGCACAAUACGGAACAGCUUGGCCCCACGGUAGAGGCAUUCAUCUCCCACUACGGCUCCUACCGGGAUCUGGUUUCGGACGACUGUGAUACGAUAGAGAUUUGGAAGCGCGUGUUGAAUACGAUUCAGGAAAUCAGCAACCUUGCAGCUUCGCUGUACACCGCUGCCACCGGAUUGCCACUGUCGCGAUCCUGCAGCUCGGUGGGUGAGCGGCAAAGUGAAGUUUAUAUCUCACCAACCUUACCAAAGCGGGCAGAAACCUUCGGAGGAUUCGACGAACGACGAUCUAAGCAACAGCAGAGCAUUAUCAACACGUCGCGAGAUGCUGUACUCUCAACCCUAUCGGCCGGCUAUUUUACCAAUCGGGAAAUCUACGAAAAACGCGAGUCCAAUGCAUCGGAGGCGGAAGGUGGCCCGUUCUCGCCAGGGUUGCAACAAGCUCCAAUAAAACUGAAUCCUGAAGGUCCAUCUACCGAACAAGCAAAGGAUAACAGCUAUGCAGCACUCCACGUGUCCCAUCAUCUGCACACUCUUCUCUGCAUUAUCUCUCAGCAGAUGACAACGAUUCAAAGUUUGCAGCAUCAGCUUAACGCUUUUCGUGAGAACCCAAAAAAUAUGUAUCGUCACAAUGAUCAGCUGGAAGAGCUUCGCAAUUUGCAAGACAAAUUGCAGGAAGAGAAAACGGCUUGGCAAAAACAGAAAGAAACUGAAGAACGCGAGUUGGAUGAACAGCGACUAUCGCAAAAAACUCUACAAGAUCAAAUUCGCGCCGAGCAGGAAGACAUCAAGCAGCAGCGAGAGCAACUAUAUCGGAAGAUGGAAAUUUUGUCCAGUCAGGGACUGCUGUUGUCACCGAGUGUUGCCAUUCCUGUAUCGUCUGGAGCGAUGGCAUCGCAACAUGAAGAUCUAAUGGGAGCUGAAGAGUACCAUCUUGAUGGUGGCAUGGCUGGGUUCGGAAACAAUUCCGCUGGCCCUGCGAAUACUACAAUCGAUCGAAGAAAGGAUAAAUGGAGAACGGCCAGCAUUAACAAAGCUCCUCCAGUGAAUCUGGUUAGUGCUACCAAUGCACCAAAGAUUAACGCGUCUGCCAUCAAACAGCAGCUUCCGCUGAAAUUGUCAUCUCUGUCGAGUACCAAACCGAGCUCCAACAACAAUUCUGUUACUUCCCCCAGCGGUAGUAGUCCAAGUCUCAUGAGCAGUGGCAGUGUCGGAGUCACGCAAAUGUUUCCUCUCAAGCUAGCCGAUAAAAAGAUUAGCUCUAGCUUACCAAACCACUCGCGAACGGGUAGCAGUCCCGCGGUAAUUCAGCAGCAGGUACCAGUUCAGCCCGGAAACCCUGCCACAAGAACAAACACUUAUCCCAAAAUUCCGGAACGAUAUCGCCUACGCAGCUCUGACAACUAUCAGCCAUCUCAGCACUACGCUAACACGCAACCGCAUCCACUGGCCUCGCCAACUCCCUCGCAUGCUUCCUCGCUCCGCUCACCGGCAAUUCACGAACAACAUCAGCAGCAAUAUCAACAGCAUCACUUCCACCCGCAGCAUCACUCGAUGCACAGCACGCCGCUCUCGUCGCGGCACUCGAGUCUCCAGUCGCCACCACAGGCCGGGUCGCCUUCAUCUUCCUCGGAUGCCGGCAGUAAUAACAAUACCAGUAACAACAGCCCUGCUAGCAACAAAAAGGACUCCACCAAAGGCAAGGAGGAAGAGGUGAUUUAUUUUUGAUACAUGCCAGUUGAGGUCGAAAUUUAAUCACCUGGAAGUGUUGGACUGGAUCUUGUUGUGCAUGCUGGUCAUCUCGCUGACGUUAUAUGUUGUAAUGAUGAUUUUGCGAUUAAUUUUUCCUACUAUAUGAUCUCUGUUGAACUAUUGUUAGACUUCUGUUCGUUCUAAUUUUCUCUCUAUUGAACUGACACUUCUACAUUUAGCUAGAGAGGUUCUCUGAGUGGGAUAAGUAGAUUUAUGAAUUAUGGCUCAGUUAAGAAGAAAAAUCUGAAUUGUGAGAAUUAAAGUUGUGCGAUGUUUUUAUUUUGUGAAUUUUGCACUAAAAAUCCCACCGGAGCUGACUUUUCCAGACGCUCAAAGUGCUGUGCAAUCUAUUUUCCUCUAGUGACUAUCGUUUGUUAAUUUUACGCUUGCUUUUCGUAAAACGACAUAAGCAAAUCAAUAUGGCCUAUUUUUGAGCGUAGCGAAGUGAGUAUGCUCGAACAUGCACAACCACGGAUUGUAAAAAAAGAAACAAACCACGACAGUAGGUUUUCGUUUGUUACCGAUAAUCGCUUAAUCAACAGAAUAGUUUAUGUUGAUCACACGGGUUUAUCAGAUUAACCACCAUUUCUUUAACACGCACAAACAAAAGCUACAGCUUUCCGAUCAGUACAAUUCGGACGUUUAAAAGUCUACACAAUAGUUUUGUGACUUAUGUGUGUUCCGUAGAAGGACGACAUAUUCUCUGCACCUAGUCGAGCAGAUGUUAAACCUGAAAGACUCGAAUACAUCCAUUGUGUGUAUAUGUAUAUAGUGGUAAUGCUAUGUUUAGAGCUAGAAGAAAAAAAAAACGCAAAAGAAUACAGUAGUUCUUACAAACAGUUAGCAACGCAGCUGAGCGAUGUGUCGAAUUCAUUUUGUUCCAGUUUUCCUUAUGUAGGAAUUCCUAUUCCAAUGUGAUCAAGCUGUUGAUUUUUCUAUAGAGUACUUAUAUAUAUAGCAUACAUACACAUACAUAUAUAUUGAUCGGCAUCAAAGAGAGAGUGUUGCAUUUAUAGGAGUUAGUUUCCAUCGACUAAGCUAUGAUAACACAGCUGCUAUAUUUACCAAUGUACUAUUACUCAUCAAAUUUAACGAGACUGGUAUUUAGAGAGGUAUAAAAAAACAUUACUCACGUGUUACAUAACUACUUUUCGAGAAUCGCUACACACGUCAUGUGAAUAAAUAUUAAUAUCGUAUAAAAACUGCGGGGAAAGAUUCCGGCGGCAUGUCACCACAAGUGUUGAAGUUGUGAUUAAAGGGAGAGAACUAUAAUACACUGAUUUUGAUCUAAAAUCAAAGUUCAACAAUAUCGCAACACUAGAGGCGCACGCUGUCGUCAAUCUUUCCCCCGCAUAACAAGUACAUUUCCAAAACAAGUAAUAAGACUACCCUUGGUUGUUACUUAUCGUUAGUGUUAGUCUAGAGUAAACAUUAAAACAUUGCUUAUCAAAACCGAACAAAAGGGGAAAAAAUGCAAAACAUCUCGACAAUAUAACAUUAACAAGCAUUACCAUUUACUGUAGAGAAAAUAGUUGAAUUGAGCCAACAAAAAAAACAUGUAACCAAACGGGCAACACUGGUAGAUGCGUGUAUUUUGCCCAACAAUGAUGCAGACAGAAAUUACAAAGCUCAAAACAAUCAAUCUUUUUAGACACACAUGUAAGCCAAAUGUUUUCAAAAUUUACUAAUUUCGAACUUGAAUCAAUUGGUGUGUAUGUGUGCGUGUGCAUGCGACCAUGCUUGGGUGUUUGUGAGCGCACCGGAUGGGCAUUAUUUUCGCGAAUUAUGUUGCUUUGCAGGUACGUCAGCGAUCUGCUGUAAUGCCUGCAAGCGGAGAUAUAUUGUAGAAACCUGAGACAAUGAAAGUAUUAAUAAUUUUUAAACUUACUGGUAAAAACACAAUCACACUUACACUUACAGAUACCAGAAAAAGUUACUUAUUUCAAAUAAACUUCUUGACAAUACAAAUGUUCUAUAAAGUAAAACAAAUACGAUACAAAUUAUUGCAACUGCUGGAAAGAAUAGUGUACGAUCGCAGAGAGCUGAGGCAGAGUUAUUCGAAGAAGCUUGUGAACACUAUAGGAACAUAGUUGUAAGUUUGUCUGUUGAAGUAGAUUUGGUCAAUGAAACUAAACUGUAUGUAUGUAUAGAACUGAGCGCAUAUGUUGACUACACAGACACAAGUAUUACCAUUCUGAGCAGCUGAAACACAUUCCCGAAAUCUGUAAAUAUUAGAGACCGGAAACUAUUCAAUGUUCCAGAGAAUAAGUAUUUUUAAAGAAGCUAUGCAGUUAUGUAUAAGAGACAGAUUAUAUAUAUAUAUAUACAACAGUAGUAGACAAACAGUCAUACAGUAUCGACGGAAAGAAGGCAACUCAACAGAAUUUAGAUCUGCUCAACUCUCCUAGGGUAUCAACAUUUGACAAAACUGAUGUCACAAUACUAUAUACACUGUAUGCCUGAUGUGAGUUAACUAAGGUUGAAAAAGAGGGAACUUUCAAGCUGUUCUAUUAUAUCGAGAUUCACGUGGUAACCACGGGAUUUUUCGUAAUUUGUUCAGACCAUUGAACGACCGCUUCACAAAAUCUCACUGCUUUCUAACUCGCUUUGUAAUUGACAGUACGGAUGGCAUAUAUACCCUUCUAAAUCCAUACAUUUGCGCUUAAAUUGUACAACCGCAGGAGAAAAAAAGUUAUUCUUGUUGUUUAUCAUAUGUGGUCGUUGUUGCAUAUGUGGUAGUAGUGACUUAACAAAGGGUAGUUUCCUUUUCUGUGUAUCUACCGCUUAUUUCUUUACUAAUCAGUAACUACUUAACUUGUUUUGUGUUAAGUAAAAUGAUGGUUCAAUUUCAACCUCUUAUAUCCAUAAUUGUACUAGGUAACAGUACAAAGUUAAAACGACGACCUCGACUUUAUUUUAUCGACUUUAUUGUUAUUCUUAAGUACAUUCUACAUUAUUUAUUCAAACCUCGUGAAUUAUUAGUACCUAUACCAACUCGUCUGUCAAACGAUCAGCUCAGCAAUGGCUUACUAAACAACCCGUCGAAAAAAAAAAUGCAAUGUUAUUUGAACGGUUAAUUCAACAAUAAACAUAAAACAUGAUCAGAGCUUGAUUCACUACCUGCCUGGCGACCAGAAUCGCUGCCCGUAGAUUGGUCAAAAACAAAACUUAACAAUUUUAGACAAACGAGAGGAAACAAUCAAGUAUAGACUGUCUGUAAACUAGUUCUUUAUUAUUAUUACUAAUUCUACACACUUAUAAUAUUAUUUAAUCCUAUCUUGAAACGUAAAAAUGUAACGAUUUUACUUAUACAUAUACAAAACACACAACUAUUUUAAAUCGACAGCACUAAUUAGAACUUUCGCCCUAAUUGUGAACAAAAUGACAUACCACAAACGAUCAAAAUAAUGGUCGCAGUGGUCCAAAUCUUACAGAAAAAAAACAACAUGACACGAUGAUAACGUACCAUUAUAUUGACUAUUGUCGACUUCUGUUUACGUACGCGAAGCAUCGCACUUUCGAUGCAUUCCUUUGUCGCUUACCAGCCGAAAUGUCGCCAGCAGUAUCGAGACGAGACUGCGUUUAGCGCAUUAUCAUGUAAACAGACUUCAUUCCUUUCUACGAGUACGAUAUAGUAUACCUAAUCGCAACGAGAACUUAAUAGUUUUAUCUUGCGAAGCAACUAUGUAUUUAAAUAUGUGGAGGAAAAAUAGAAAAAAAGCAUUCUGGCGAAGAUGCGAAGUGUAAUCAACUCAUUCGGCAACCGAAAACAACCACAACUACUGAAAGUGAAUGACAAAAUAAAUAAGCAAGUAUGAAAAAAAAAAUCAAGCAAAAAACAACUGAAACAAAAAUAUAAUGUUAUUCAAAUGUUAUUUCAAUCACUGUUGAAAUGUUAGAAUAAAUUCAAACGAAAGAA
This is a messenger RNA of Wyeomyia smithii (pitcher-plant mosquito), 8626 nucleotides long. It is a transcript of the gene cyst, whose product is annotated as rho guanine nucleotide exchange factor 18. The transcript is spliced from 24 exons. Gene Ontology annotation, biological process: regulation of Rho protein signal transduction. The record is from RefSeq and is a predicted model, not a curated record. NCBI's taxonomy places the organism in Eukaryota, Metazoa, Arthropoda, Insecta, Diptera, Culicidae. Gene Ontology annotation, molecular function: guanyl-nucleotide exchange factor activity. Bases 70 to 4683 code for a protein of 1537 amino acids.